Ceratosolen solmsi marchali is the source of this 399-nucleotide messenger RNA. RefSeq lists its product as uncharacterized. The transcript is spliced from 5 exons. NCBI's taxonomy places the organism in Eukaryota, Metazoa, Arthropoda, Insecta, Hymenoptera, Agaonidae. The record is from RefSeq and is a predicted model, not a curated record. Bases 22 to 360 code for a protein of 112 amino acids.
AUAUUUUACAAAUAUAUAAAAAUGUCGAAGACAUUGACAACAAUUUUCUUUACAAUUUUACUUGUUUCUUUACUUACAUUACAAAUAGAUAAAGCUGUUGCAGAUUUAGUUUCUGACUGUAUGCAAAAAUGUACAGAUGAAGUUAAGAAAAAUCCAUCAUUUAAUGUACAAUUAUGUUACUCCUAUUGUAUGGAUCCAAAAUCUCCAUUCGCUAAAGAUGUUGUAAAACCUACGAGUGAUGUCACCAAAUGUCUUGAUAAAUGUUCAAGUAAGCAAAAAUUAUAUAACAUAAUUUUUUACAUGCUAACUUAUUUUUACUAUCGAACUAAACAAAAUAUUAUAUUUCAGAACAAGGAUUAGCUAAUCCAACAUUUGAUAUGAGAGGCUGUUUCAACAAAU